AUGAAGGGUGUCGUAGAUGGUGGCAUCGACGUGCCACACAGCGAGAACCGUUUCUUCGGGUACGAUGCUGAGACGAAGAAAUACGACGCAGCAGCGCAUCGUGAUCGCAUUUUUGGCAAACAUGUGGCCGACUAUAUGAAAAUGCUCAAAGAAGAGGAUCCGGACGCUUACAAACGUCAAUUCUCUCAGUACAUCGCUGAGGGCAUUGAGCCAGACGAUUUGGAGGAGAUAUACAAGAAAGCCCACGAGCGCAUUCGAAGCAAUCCAGAACGUGCUGCUCGAGCGCCGAAGAAAGUAACUGAGAAGAAAAGCUAUCGCAUUCAUAAGAUCAGUUUGGAUGAGAGGAAGAAGCGUAUCGAGGAGAAGAAAGAGCUGCUCCUCUUGUUGAAAAAACAGCAAGAUGCCGCAAUGUCGUGA
Messenger RNA from Cooperia oncophora, 417 nucleotides. NCBI's taxonomy places the organism in Eukaryota, Metazoa, Nematoda, Chromadorea, Rhabditida, Trichostrongylidae. The record is from the annotation of a GenBank genome assembly.